ACAUCUCUCCCAUUGUGGCGGGUUUUAUCGGGGCCACGGUGCUGGUAGUGUCGGCCUCUCUGACUCUGUUUGUAUGGGCGUGCUGUCACCACCGGCAGCCCAAGCUGUCCAAGAACCCUCCAUACCGGUUUGUUCACAUGCUCAAGGGUAUCAGCAUCUACCCCGUGGCUCUGAACAACAGGAAGGUGGUCUCUGGAGUCCACCGUCAGAGCUCUGGGCAGCCGCUAUGCGGAGUGCCAGAGCACUCGGAGAAUGGGACCGUGCCUCCAAACUGUACCCCCUUCCCCGACCAGCUGCAGUUCACCACUGAGUAUGAGAAAGGCCCAGACACUGUGUCCUCCUGCCCCAGAGACAGCAGCAGCAGCAGCAGCACCAGCCCCUCUGAAGGCCCGACCCCAGUGUCCCCAGCGUCCGGAGUCCAACUGGGUACCCUCUGCCUGUCGGUGGACUACAACUUUGUGAAGAAGGCCCUGGUGGUGAGCAUUGAGGAGGCCCGAGGCCUACCCGUCGUGGACGAGACCACCCAGAGCUCGGACCCCUACGUCAAGAUGACCAUCCUGCCCGAGAGAAAGCACAAGAUAAAGACAAGGGUCCUCAGGAAGACUCUGGACCCCGUCUUUGACGAGACUUUCAGUUUUUAUGGGAUCCCGUACAGCCAGCUACAGGAACUGGUCCUUCACUUCCUGGUGCUCAGCUUUGACCGGUAUUCCCGUGACGACGUGAUUGGGGAGGUCACUGUCCCCUUGGCAGGCCUCGACCCUGCCACCAGCAAGGUGCGACUCACCCAGCAGAUCCUCAAGAGGAACAUACAGGUAAGGGCACUGCACAGAUCCAGUGGAUCCCAAUCUGAGGGGAUCUACGGGCGGCCGAGCCACCCCUACGUCAAAGUGAACCUGUUCCUUGGGAGGAGGAGAGUGGCGAAGAGGAAGACCCACAUGAGGAAGUGUACACAGAACCCAGUCUUCAACGAGUUGUUCAGCUUUGAGAUCCGAGCAGAGAGCCUGAGGGAGGUCAGCCUGGAGUUGCUGCUCGUCAACUUCGACAGGACCACCAAGAACGAGGUGGUGGGCUCCAUCCUGCUGGGGCAGCUCAGCCCCAGUCCCAGCGGCGUGCAACACUGGCGGGAAGUCUUGGAAAACCCCAGGAGGCAGAUCACCAAGUGGCACAGUCUGGGUGAAUACUAGGGCGGCACCAGAGGCAGAGAGACAGAGAGAGAGAGAGAGAGACAGACAGAGACAGAGACAGAGACAGAGAGACAGAGAGAGAGAGAGAGAGACAGAGAGAGAGGAGGAGGAUAGAGGGUUACGUGGGGAGGUUAAAGGACAGCACUCAGCACAAGCUGGGGGAAUGAAAUUUUAACAGGAAGGUGGAUUUAGCAAGUGUGGGAAGGUGUUGGAAAACUGCCCAGGGAAAGAGUCGAUUGCGAAGAUGAUGGGGUGAGUCACUCUCACACCAUCUGUGUGUCUGUGUCUGUGUGUGUGUCUGUGUCUCUGCCUGCCUGUGUGUGUGUGUCUCUGCCUGUGUGUGU
Messenger RNA from Chiloscyllium plagiosum (whitespotted bambooshark), 1528 nucleotides. The record is from RefSeq and is a predicted model, not a curated record. Lineage: Eukaryota; Metazoa; Chordata; Chondrichthyes; Orectolobiformes; Hemiscylliidae.